This is a messenger RNA of Rosa chinensis, 3337 nucleotides long. RefSeq lists its product as uncharacterized. The transcript has 14 exons. Lineage: Eukaryota; Viridiplantae; Streptophyta; Magnoliopsida; Rosales; Rosaceae. The coding region runs from base 1 to 3285 and encodes 1094 amino acids. The record is from RefSeq and is a predicted model, not a curated record. Gene Ontology annotation, biological process: regulation of DNA-templated transcription.
AUGGAAGAAAUUGAUGAUGCCGUAAUUGAGCUAAGCAUCCUUUUGGAGUCUUCACACAAGGAACAACAACAAGACGACAAUGAAUCUAGUCAAAGUGGAGUUGGAUUGGAGACCACUGAAAACUAUACCAACCAAUUUACAACUAAUCAGAUUUUCGAGAGUAAAGAUGCAUUACUUCAAUGGGUCCGUUCUAUUGGCAAGAAGAAUAAUAUGGUGAUUAUCAUUAGGAGGUCUGAUACAGGUGCUGUUGGGAAUAAGAAAAAAAGACCUAAAUUGAGAUUUUGUUGUGAACGGGGCGGCGACUAUAAGCGAGUUGUGAAAUCCAGCACCAAUACUGAAAAAUCUAAUGCAGAGAGCAAGGAAAAAGCUGAUGGAUCUAGUAAAAAGAAAGAGCGUCCAAGGGCUAGUGGUACAAAAAAAUGUGGGUGUCCAUUCGCAUUGAGGGGCAUAAAUAUUGUUGGAGACGAAUGGAUGUUAGAGGUGACAUGUGGAGUACAUAAUCAUCCUCAUUCUCAAUCUCUUCAUGGUCAUUCUUACGUUGGGAGAUUAUCUAAGGAAGAACAUGCUAUGUUAGUAGACAUGACAAAUAGUUUGAUGAAACCGAAGGACAUUUUGACUGCCUUGAAGAAACGAGAUCCAGAAAAUGUAACAAUCAUGAAGACGAUAUACAAUGUGAGGAAAGUGCAUAGAAUGAAACUAAUGGCCGGACGAUCGCAAAUGCAAAGUUUGCUACAGAAGUUGUCAGAACACAAUUAUAUUGAGCACCAUAGGAGCGAAGAGACAGAAGACAAUUACACCUGGGCUUUGAGUAGGUUGAGAACUCUUCUAGAUCAUUGUACUCUCAGUGUUUUUGUGACGGACCGUGAAUUAGCACUAAUGAAUAGUAUAAGCAAAAUAUUUCCUGAUUCCCGACAUCUCUUGUGUAAAUGGCACAUCAACCGAAACGUGAUGAAAGAAUGCAAGAAAAAGUUCGCGACAGCAGAAAUGUGGAAUAUGUUUCUCAAUGCUUGGAACACUGUUGUUGGUUCUACAACUGAAAGUGAGUACUGGGCAAACCUGAAGGAAUUUGAAUCUAAAUUUAGUACAUAUCCUGAUGAGCUUCGUUACUUAAAGAGAACUUGGUUAGACAACUACAAAGAGAGAUUUGUAGUUGCAUGGACAGAUACUUGCAUGCAUAUUGGUACCACAACUUCUAACCGGGUGGAAAGUGCACAUGCAAAGUUAAAGAGGCAACUGAAUUCUAGCCAAUUGGACUUUAAUAUUUCAUGGGACCAUAUACACUCAUUGAUAGAGUUGCAUCAUACAGAUAUCAAGGCAUCUUUUGAGAAAAGUAGGUGCUUUUUGCAACAUGAUUUUAAGCAUGAGUACUUGAAGGAGUUAAUAAGUUAUGUGUCUAUCGCGGCCUUGAACAAAAUAGUGUGUGAAGCUAAUAGGGCUGAUUCAAUGAAGAAAGAUGUCGCUUGUUGUGGUUGUGUGAUACGCGUUACACAUGGUUUACCUUGUGCGCAUGAGAUUGCAGAGUAUAAAUGCUCCAACCGGCCUAUUCCUAUUGAUGCAGUUCAUAAUCAUUGGAGACAGUUGGGUAUCAAUCAAGCCAUGCAUAAUGACACCGAAGAAAAAGUUCCGGUAAAACAACAUAUGCUUCGAUUAGAGACAUGGAUUAAACAGCAAAAUGAUGAAGAUAGACGACAUUUAUUGAUAAAAAUUGAUGAGUUGAUGAAUCCAGUUGGUCAAGAUGUUCCCCAUGGUCCUAUUAUAUCAAUUCAGAAUACCACAUCAAGUAAGAAACCUAAGGAUUGUACAACUAAAAUUAAGAGCCCAGAAGAUACUAGAUUUGCCCUUACGAAUAAAUAUAAUUUGCAAUUUCGAGUUGGGAUGCAGCCUUAUAUUGUAGGUGCAUAUGAUGUUGAAUCUGAUGGUAACUGUGGAUAUAGAGUUGUGGCUUCAGCAAUGGGUUUUGGUCGGAAAUCAUGGCGCAAAGUUCGUAGGGAUUUAUUAAACGAGUUGCAUAGUAUGCGAGAACUGUAUGUAAUUCUCUUUGGUGGAACUGAGGUUGAGAAGGUUCAGCAGACGCUUAACCAUUAUGGCUCUGGAAAUGCAGCGGAAAAGUAUUGGAUGUACUUUCCCGAAAUGGGGCAUUUAAUUGCAACAUGUUAUGGUGUAGUGGUAAUAUUUCUAUCAGAAGGGCAAUGCAUAACAUUCCUCCCCCUCGUAGAACACAAGAUUGGGCAGUUCAGUAAUGAUGAGCUCAAAGAGAUUGGAAUUGGCCAUGUGAACAAAAACCAUUUUGUGCAUCUUAAAUUGUCUCUUGGACAUCCCUUGCCAUAUCUUGUACCAAAUUGGGAAAGAAAUGCUGACGUCAAAGUUCGACAUUUGUUUUCUAUAUAUCAGGACCGCCUAAAUCGUUUCAAAGAGUGUUGUCCGAGAAAAGAUGAUGGAACUGUUACUCAGACAACAGAUGUCGUUGUCACUGUUGUCCGAAAUUUUGUCAAUUUCACCAAAUUCCAUCUUUAUGGUUAUUUGUUGGCUGAGGAGAGGAUACACGACAGGACGCACCGCAAUAUAGGUAUCAAAAACAAGUGUAGUGAAACUCGGGAACUUCGCAGAACCGUACUUGGUGUGAACUGGCAGCCCCCCGGGCAUUCACUUGACACUCAUCUUUGCCACCCAUAUGCAGGACGCACCGCGAUACAGGCAUCAAAAACAAGUGUAGUGAACCCCUCUGUUUCUCUUCUUUUGCCAUCAGAAAGUUGUCGAAAUCCCUUCUCUUUGCACGUGCUUCUUUCAUUCUCUGAACCUGCAAUUGUCGUCAACAUAAAAGUGUAUUUGGCUUUGGGGGUUUCGAGGCUUUUUAGCACGGAGGAUUUGUUAUCGGUGCUGUUUUGGAAGGGUUAUAAAGCCCAUGUGGAAAUAAACAGAGGAAGGACUUUCUGCACUCAUGAACCCAUCAGCAACAAUACAGGAAAAGUACCAAUAAAAGACCAUGGAGAAAUGACCAGCAGGAUACCUGAACUUGAUGCUCUCCUGUCGUCGGGUUGUAGUCUCCAGGAGGCAGUGAAGAUUCUAGAGGGCUGGAUAAACAUUUGUUUGAAAUUUGAAUCUCCCGAAGCUCACGAAGAUAAGCUGUUGAUCGGAGACUUCGUCUUUGACUUUGAGAUUGAACUUGGACGCCCUCUGCCACUUUGUUCUUAUCUCACUUUGAGAUAUUUGAAUCACAAUUUGAAUGCUUUCUUCUGUUUGUUUUUUUUCGUAGCUUAUCCCCGCCCAAACUUGGUCGACCUUUGAAUUUGAGAAAGAGAUAAUUUGUAAAUAAAUAUUUGUUUAACUGCUGUCAUUA